Carica papaya (papaya) is the source of this 238-nucleotide messenger RNA. Its product is annotated as stress-induced protein KIN2-like. The record is from RefSeq and is a predicted model, not a curated record. NCBI's taxonomy places the organism in Eukaryota, Viridiplantae, Streptophyta, Magnoliopsida, Brassicales, Caricaceae.
CUGAUCUCUUUGAAUUAAAAAAAAAAUGGCUGAUAACUCUUCCUCCCAAAAAAUGAGCUUCCAAGCUGGUGAAGCCAAGGGCCAAGCUCAGGAAAAGGCAAGCAACUUGAUGGACAGGGCUGGCAACGCUGCUCAAUCUGCAAAGGAGUCCACGCAAGAGGCUGGUCAGCAAAUGAAAGCUAAAGCACAAGGAGCUGCAGAUGCUAUCAAGGAUAAAACUGGCAUGAACAAGAAUUAA